Ruditapes philippinarum (Manila clam) is the source of this 1190-nucleotide messenger RNA. RefSeq lists its product as uncharacterized. The transcript has 3 exons. The record is from RefSeq and is a predicted model, not a curated record. The coding region runs from base 188 to 1024 and encodes 278 amino acids. Lineage: Eukaryota; Metazoa; Mollusca; Bivalvia; Venerida; Veneridae.
UCGAAUGACCUGUUUAGAGGAGGAGCCAGAUAUAUAGGUCUUUGCAAAAUACUCUGACGUAUUGUGUAUAAAUAGAUCUAGGUUUACACUUAAUAUUAUCUACAGAAAUCAACCUUGUAGACAUUUUCAGUGGAACAAGUUCUCAAAAAUAAGAAAGAAAAGUUUAAAGGACUAUAGUGUACACAUCAUGGGGCUCGGAGGGAUUGGGGGUAAAGGGCGCUCAGGCGGAGGGUUCGGAGGACGCACAGGCGGACGCACAGGCGGACGAACAGGCGGAGGGUUCGGAGGGCGCGCAGGCGGAGGGUUCGGAGGGAGAACAGGACACGGGGGGUUCGGAAGGCGCACAGGACUCGGAGGGCACAAAGGUCGUUCUAACCGAGUUGGCAUUGCCGGAGGGGGAACAGGGUUUGGCCGUCGUAGUCGGGGGAGUGGUGCAAGUCUUUUUUGUUGCAUGGGUGGAGAAGAUGCCACAUAUGGAAAGGACGUCAAACAUUUACAACAACAACAAACGAUGAUGUUACAGAUAAUACAGGGAAUGCAGCCAUAUCUACAACAGCUUGGUCAACAACAGCAACAACAAAUGAUUGGACAGCAACAACAGUCAGUUGGACAACAAGCAAUGUUCGGACAACCACAGCCUGUUGGACAACAGCAAUAUAUGUUUGGACAACCACAACAACCAGUUGGACAACAACAAGCAAUUUUUGGACAACAACAACAACAACAAGUUGGCCAACAAGAGAACGGUACGACGUUGAUAGGUAUGCAAGAGUACAUCAAAAGGAAUGUUGAAGAAUUUCAAUCAGAACAGAUGGAACUUCUUAAUGAAAUUAAGGAACGGCAAACUGAAGAAAAAGAUCCAAAAGUACUACAAGAGUUAUGCAAUGAACAAAACAUGCUUUUGGCACAAAUGAGUCAGCUACAAACAGCCGGUUAUGCUUACCCGGAACCUUUGCCGGCAUCUACCCAGGCACCGACUCGGCAAGAGGCGCCGACAUGGCCGAUGCAGUCUUGCUCUACGUAAUCGUUCUCUACAAAACACAGAACACUAACAUCAAUGACGUUUACACGAUAAAUAAUAGAGAAUGAUACGUGUACAUGUUUAUUUUAAUAAAUGAAUACAAAUAGAUGCUGCUGUAAAAUUAUUUGCUAUCAAUCAUUAUUUUGGAAAUUAUACGGAUUGGAAGUGA